Messenger RNA from Uranotaenia lowii, 931 nucleotides. Its product is annotated as ferritin heavy chain-like. The coding region runs from base 113 to 796 and encodes 227 amino acids. Gene Ontology annotation, cellular component: cytoplasm. Gene Ontology annotation, molecular function: ferrous iron binding; ferric iron binding. Lineage: Eukaryota; Metazoa; Arthropoda; Insecta; Diptera; Culicidae. The record is from RefSeq and is a predicted model, not a curated record. The transcript has 2 exons. Gene Ontology annotation, biological process: iron ion transport; intracellular iron ion homeostasis.
AAAAUUCGCACUCAUUUUAAAUUGAUGCAGGAAGCAGUUGACAUUUGUCAUUACUAAGCAAGCGGCCUUUGAGUGAAGUUAGAUUUCUAGUACCUAGUAGAGGUAGUUCAGAAUGAAGGUGUUUCUGACAAUCGUUGGUUCUGUCCUGUUGGCCAAUAGCUGGUGGUCUUAUGGAGUUGAGGCUUUUCAACCUGCAGCCUUGUGUCUGGCCAAUGCUGGCGAUUGCACAGCGAAAUUCUCCGGCGUCAGCAUAAGUCUACAGGAGAUGCAAGACUUGAGCACCCAGCUGAUGGAUCAGUCCUUCGACUUUCUGGUCCUUUCGUCGGCUUUCGAUCAUCACGCCAAAAAUCGUCCUGGCUUCCGGAAGCUGUACCGGAAGAUUUCCGACGAGGCUUGGUCCGAUUCGAUCGAGCUGAUCAAGUAUCAAGCCAAACGUGGCUAUCAGCCGGCUUUCAAUCCGAACUACAAAUUUGCCAGCAGUGGUUUGCGGACUCUGAAUGAUCCGGACCUGGCCAGCGAGCAUGAUUCGUUGAAGCUGGCAAUGGAGUACGAGAAACAGGUGGCCACAACUGCCCACGCACUGCACAAGAAAGUUUCGGUGGCGCACCACAAGCCGGCCCAUUACGAUCCGGAUGUGGCGCACUUUAUGGACGAACACAUCAUCGCCAAGCGGAGCGAAUCGGUGCGGAAGUUGACCGGAUUCAUUCAUGUGCUGGACGGGAUUCUGAACGUCGAUUCCAGCACCAGGGACAUGGGACUGCACGAGUUCGAUGAAUAUCUGCAGUCGGUGGUUUGAGGAUUUGUUUUUUUUUGUAAGUGCUAGUGAACCUCUCAAAUUGUGCAACCGAAAUGUGGAAUAAUGCUGUGCUCAGUAAGGUAUUAAAAGUAAAGAAUUAUCAAAAAUCGAUACUGUGGAUUAUUCAAUCAUCAA